AACAAACCAGGACCCAAUUGUCUCUUAACAGCAUUUAAUACAUUAUAUUAAUUCUUGCUUUUCCUUUUUCUUUUUUCUUUUUUUCUUUUCGAAGAUAAACAGGAUAAUCAUCAAGAAAACUUCAUUUAAGAAAAAAAAAAAAAAAAAACACGAAUCAAAGCAAUUUAACAGCUGAAUCAGACUUUCUGAUUUCUCCGACAAAGUUUGAACUACUUCAAUACCUUCCAUUCUUCUUCUCCAAAGGUGAGAGUGUUUAUGCUCUUGGAGCACUUUUGAAGGACCUGAAGAGAAAGCUGAUUGAGCAUAUUUACUAAGCAAACUGAAGCUAUGAUUGAGGGUUAACAUUAUUGUUUAAUUACAUUUUUAAUUUGGUUGCUGAUGUGGCCAUUAUAUUUUCUAUUAAGCAAGAUUUUUAACGUGGAAGAAGAAGCAGAAGAAAAUGUAAAUGGUUCAGAUGGAGAUAAUAUAAAUGCAAGAGAAUGUCUCCCUUGUGAGCCAUCAUCAAGUAGUAGAAAAUGCCAAGAUGGAGUCUUGGGAGGUUCGCACUUUGUAGAAGUUCCACAUGUUAGCCAGCUGCACUCUUGGGAUUGUGGCCUUGCUUGUGUUCUAAUGGCUUUGAAUACUAUUGGCAUUAACAAUUGCAGUAUCCAGGCUUUGGCAGAAUUAUGCAGUACAACUAGCAUAUGGACCGUUGAUCUGGCAUAUUUACUGCAGAAAUUUUCUGUUAGGUUUUCCUACUUCACAGUAACACUUGGAGCAAAUCCAAAUUACUCUGCUGAGACAUUUUACAAGGAACAACUGCCUACUGAUCUAGUGCGAGUAGACAGGCUCUUUCAAAAAGCACGGGAAAAGGGAAUUAAUAUACAGUGCAGGUCAAUAAACGAAAAAGAAAUUUCUCUUUUCAUCUUGUCAGGAAAAUACAUUGCAGUUGCUUUGGUUGACCAGUAUAAACUGAGUCGGUCUUGGGUGGAGGAUGUUAUAUUAUCAGGCCUGAAAGACAGCAAAUCUAGCUACACCGGUCACUAUGUUGUGAUAUGUGGCUACGAUGCUAAUGCGGACGAGUUUGAGAUUCGAGAUCCUGCCAGUUCUAGGAUAAGUGAGAGAAUCUCAUCAAAAUGCCUAGAAGAAGCGCGCAAAUCCUUUGGUACUGAUGAAGAUCUUCUCCUGAUAUCUCUAGAGAAGAGCAAUGAGCAACAAAACAGUUCUUCUGGGCAAUACUUUCCACUUUGUAAACUUCUGGACCUCAAGAUUAUUCUUGAUGCUGGGGGUUCGGUUCUGUUCUGUUAUGUUCUGUUCUUCCCCCAAGUUUGGCUAAUGGUUGACGGCCCUGUUGGUCAUUUUCAGCUUUUGUCCGGACUCCUUCCAUUCCAUCGCACUAAAUUUUGAUUCAGUGAGCUCAUGCGCACACAUAAAUGAAUGCCUGCAGCUGGGCAUCUCUCCCAUUGAAUGAGCUCGAACGUUCCAAAUUUUCAAGAAGGGUGGUUAUUAUUUAUUAUUAAAUAGCAAGGGGAGGAGAGUAGGGUUUUUACGGUCGAUUUUUAGGUCAUGAAUUUGGACCUGGGUUGUUAAAUAUUGCUUCUGGACAGUCAAAAGCCUAGAAUAGAAACCAGAUAUAAUUUUCAUGAGGACUUCAGCUAUGAAGUGAAUGAUGGCCUUUAAAUUU
Molecule: messenger RNA, 1663 nt
Organism: Ricinus communis (castor bean)
Lineage: Eukaryota; Viridiplantae; Streptophyta; Magnoliopsida; Malpighiales; Euphorbiaceae
Product: guanylyl cyclase 1
Exons: 11
Coding region: 379-1386 (335 amino acids)
Source: RefSeq, a predicted model, not a curated record